GACGAGCUCGUGCCACCGGUGCCGUUCCCACACCUUUUAUAUCUUCCGGGAAAUUCCCAAUUUUUGGGAGGAAAGAUAUUGGGAAAACAAGAAUAUUCCCAAACGUGUCUAACGCUAGAUACACUAUACACAUAUAUAAUGACUAACUAUUAUAUACGAUAUAAUGAUGGCUAUGACGCUAUUUGGAUCACUAAACCCGAUACGUGUAGUGUUGAGACAGUGAAAGAUCUCAAGUGUUUUCUACAGUCCAAUGGUCUGUACAAUGAAAACACACAAAAUAUUGCCAUUUCCAGCACUUCCCCGAACCGCGAUAGCACUUAUUGGCAUUAUUAUCAAUUUAAAUGUGAUGAUUACAAAUUGAACGGUGGGGAGUGUUAUAUACUAAUUCAACCAAUACCUAAUCCCCCAAUUCUGUCGGCACAAUUAACCAGUUUGAGUGAAGAGUCGGACCAAAAGUGUCGUCAAUUGUGUGAAAAAAUAUCGACUCUUAAGGCAAGCAAUGAGUGCGAAGUAAAUGCAUUGAAAGCACAGCUCAAGACAGCCAUCCAUUCAAUGGAGACAAUGACUGAAGAGAUCAAUCAUUUGAAACAAAGCGAUCAACAAAUGGUCACAGAUUUGAGUCAAGUGUUGACACAAAACACCAGUGGUUUUAGUGAAGAGAUGUCGGCUCUGAAGGCAAGCAAUGAGUCCGAAGUGAAGGCAUUGAAAGCACAGCUCAAGACAUCCAACGACUCAAUGGAUACUCAGAUCAAAGUUUUGAGACAAAAGUUUAGCAAUAAAGAAGUGAAAGACUGGAUUCAAUUGAUUAGUUCAGCGCUACUUAUCAUAUGCUUAUUAUCGGGUGUUUGUAUUGUGUCCGCAAAAGUCAGUGCUUUGAGUGAAGAGUUGUCGACUUUGAAGCAAAGAUUGUCGUCAAACACGAGUGAUCCAAAAAUGGUCGCACAGUUUAGUGAAUUGUGGGCCAAUAAAAGUUGUUUAACUGAAGAGUUGUUGGCUUUAAACACGAGCAAUGGAUACCAAGUGAUAGCUUCACAGCUCAAGUCAGCCAUGGAUUCAAUUCAGACAAUGGAGAAAGAGAUCAAUGAAUUGAGAGAAAUGUUUUUGAUCUCUGAUAACAGUUAUCAAACAGUGGCCACAGAUUUACGAAUAAUUACUAUAAAUGGUUUAAGUGAUUGGUUGUCAGUAUUGAAGCCAUCGAACCACACAAUUAACUCCGAUGUCACACAAUUGGCUCAACAAAUCAAUGCACAGAAUUUAAGGAAUUCAAUGAGUGAUUCGUCCUCCAGUUCUUCAUCGAUCGGAUCCCACAAUGAAAUGACCACUAAUUCAGACGAAACCAGAGAUGAGAUCAAUAUUCGGGAUAUGUUUAAGAAAAUUGAGAAUCAAAUCAAAUCUCUAUCCCAUAUGACAUACACUCUAUUGAAGGCUUUGGUUAUAGAGAGUGACUUAUCGGUGACAACACUCGAUGUCAGACAAUCGGCCGAAGACUCGGAUGACAGCGAAUCCAUAGUUGUUGUCGACUCACAUCACGAA
Messenger RNA from Medioppia subpectinata, 1533 nucleotides. NCBI's taxonomy places the organism in Eukaryota, Metazoa, Arthropoda, Arachnida, Sarcoptiformes, Oppiidae. The record is from the annotation of a GenBank genome assembly.